CAACAACAGACCGCAACAAUGGACCCCCAGAAGCCGCAGAAGACCGUGGACGCGGCGUCCAGCUACGCUUCGGCUGCGGGCCAGCCUGUGCAAGUCGACGCCUACGGCCGCCCGAUCGUGCAGGCCGUGCCCGCGCCGCCCGGCAGCAUCCCGCAGGCUGCAGUACACACGCGCGUGGUGCCCAACAACUCGAACAUUCGCCGCGACGCGCAGGGCAACGCUCUGUGUAACCGGUGCUCGGCGCCGUACCCCCUGCCGGCGGGCUGCACCAGCUGGAGAUGCCGCAGUUGCGGGGAGCUCAACAACGCCAGCGUGUACGGCAACGAGUGGUGCAACAUUCUCUAAGGAGAGAGUGGAGGCGUUUUUUUAAGGUAGUGUUAACGAGAGAAGGUGACUCACCUUUUUUUUCCUUCUCUUC
Molecule: messenger RNA, 418 nt
Organism: Phytophthora sojae
Lineage: Eukaryota; Oomycota; Peronosporomycetes; Peronosporales; Peronosporaceae
Exons: 1
Coding region: 19-345 (108 amino acids)
Source: RefSeq, a predicted model, not a curated record